Molecule: messenger RNA, 549 nt
Organism: Salvia splendens (bonfire salvia)
Lineage: Eukaryota; Viridiplantae; Streptophyta; Magnoliopsida; Lamiales; Lamiaceae
Product: axial regulator YABBY 5
Exons: 5
Coding region: 1-549 (182 amino acids)
Biological process (GO): plant ovule development; multicellular organism development; polarity specification of adaxial/abaxial axis
Cellular component (GO): nucleus
Source: RefSeq, a predicted model, not a curated record
AUGCCAGCAUUAGAGAGCUUGCAGGAGCAAAUUUGCUAUGUGGAAUGCUGCAUUUGCAAUACCAUCCUACUUGUUAUCGUUCCUUACAACAGCUUAGCAAUGGUGGUGACAAUCAAUUGCGGCCACUGCGAUAAUAUCUUCUCUCUCAACAUGCUACACCUCUUUCCAUCAAUCAACCAGCACCGUAAAUUGGUUGCGGACGAAGAAGAAGAUGAUGAUGAUGAUGAUGAUAAUGACGACGAAGACAGAGAUUAUGUAUGGUGCAACCAUGUUAUCCAGAAACUUAUCAUGAAUGAUCUGAUGGCAAUUUGUUGUGGUGCAGCACCGGAAAAGAAGAAGCGUGGUCCGACUGCAUACAAUCGCUUCAUCAAGUAUGAAAUCAAGAGGCUCAAGGCUGAGCAUCCCAACAUCACUCACAAGGAAGCUUUUAGUGCAGCUGCCAAAAAUUGGGCACAUUGCCCACAAAGAGAGUAUAGAGAUGGACAAGUCAGUGCUUGUGAUGAAGGAGACACAAAUUACCAUGGUCAUGCAAUCCAUUGCCCAUCAUGA